Cynara cardunculus var. scolymus (artichoke) is the source of this 1403-nucleotide messenger RNA. RefSeq names its product ribosomal RNA small subunit methyltransferase, mitochondrial. The record is from RefSeq and is a predicted model, not a curated record. The transcript is spliced from 2 exons. Gene Ontology annotation, molecular function: rRNA (adenine-N6,N6-)-dimethyltransferase activity. The coding region runs from base 49 to 1191 and encodes 380 amino acids. Gene Ontology annotation, cellular component: mitochondrial matrix. Lineage: Eukaryota; Viridiplantae; Streptophyta; Magnoliopsida; Asterales; Asteraceae. Gene Ontology annotation, biological process: rRNA methylation.
GAAACUCAAAACCUUCAAGGGUCCAACCUCUGACAUCGCAUAACCAGUAUGCUUCAAUGUCCCAAAUCCUCCGUCAAUCGUCUUUCGGUUCACCAUCUUCUCCAACUCUCUGCCCAAUUUCACCAGGUUCGCGCGAAAUCGGGUCGUCCGCCAUUCAAGAACAGAUAUGACAACAAGGACGACAAUGGUGAUGGUUAUACUCGAAAGAGAAAUGAGAAUCAAGAGGAUCGUUUACAGCUAUACAAAAGCAGGGGCCAACAUCUUUUAACUAACCCAAGAAUCCUUGAUUCCAUUGUUAGGAGUUCCGGUGUUGGGCCUGGCGAAACGGUUCUUGAAAUCGGACCUGGCACCGGAAAUCUUACCCUGAAGCUUCUUGAAGUUGCUAAAAAGGUUAUUGCAGUGGAAGUUGAUAAGCGUAUGGUGGAGGUCCUUAACAAACGUGUUUCUGAACGUGGAUUUGGCGAUAAAUUGACGAUUAUAUGUGAAGAUGCACUAAAGACAGAUUUUCCAGAUUUUGAUCUUGUAGUAGCAAAUAUCCCUUAUGGGAUAUCAUCGCCUUUGAUAGCUAAAUUGGUAUUUGGGGGAUACCAGUUUCGAAAUGCGACUCUUCUCCUUCAAAAAGAGUUUGCUAAUCGACUCUUGGCGAAUCCCGGUGACUCAGAGUUCAAUCGGUUGGCAGUCAACGUGAAACUGGUUGCUGAGAUUGAUCAUAUCAUGAACGUAAGCAAAAGGGAUUUCGUGCCAAUUCCUAAAGUCGAUUCAUCAGUUGUUAAAAUCCGUUUGAGAUCUGAAGUUCCAAAUCUAGAUCUUAACGAAUGGUGGGCGUUCACUAAAACGUGUUUUGGGAAGAAAAACAAGACGCUGGGUGCCACGUUUAGGCAGAAGAAGAAGGUGGCAGAGCUGCUAAAUUUGUCGAAGUUAACAAGUCUUGAUGAAAAUAUUGAAAAACACGAUUCUUGUAAUCGAAGCGACGAUGAGGAAGAUGAAUGGGAGGAUUCAGGAACAGGGGUGAAGUCGUUUAAGGAAAAAGUUGUCGGGAUUCUUAGAAAUGCCGGGCUCGAGGAUAAGAGACCAUCAAAAUUAUCGAAUGAGGAGUUGAUGCAUUUGCUAUCGUUAUUUAAUGAAGCGGGAAUAUGUUUCCAUGACGAAUCAAGGCCCGUAGAUAUCAAUGCUUCAUUUGCUGCAUCAUAGAGUAAGAAUCGCCACUUCCAUGAAGUUAUUUGAUUCUAGAAUAGAGGCGAACGAGCGUUUUUAAGUCCCUAAAUCUGUUAGAUAUUGGCUCUGAUACCAUGUUAGAAUAUGUAGAACCCAUUUGGUUAAUAGUAUAUUGUGGCUCAAUGUCAAAGCAAUCUUACAUGCUAUUAGAGAGCGAAUUCCUCCCCAAUGAUUGGUUUUUAUAGGGU